Cygnus olor (mute swan) is the source of this 4061-nucleotide messenger RNA. It is a transcript of the gene SLC16A3, whose product is annotated as solute carrier family 16 member 3. The record is from RefSeq and is a predicted model, not a curated record. Lineage: Eukaryota; Metazoa; Chordata; Aves; Anseriformes; Anatidae. Gene Ontology annotation, cellular component: membrane. Gene Ontology annotation, molecular function: monocarboxylic acid transmembrane transporter activity. Bases 190 to 1611 code for a protein of 473 amino acids. Gene Ontology annotation, biological process: transmembrane transport; monocarboxylic acid transport. The transcript has 5 exons.
CGCUCCGGCAGGGGAGGGGCGAGCAGACACGUCCUGCCUCGCCGAAGCGCUCCGCAGCCGGCGGGGCGCAGACGGGCUGGGACGGGUCAGCGCGGGCGCGCGGGGUGAGCGGGCAGCGGUCCGGCGCGCGCAGGGCAUCCCCACGCCGAGGCGCGGGACGUGACUCAGGGAACACUCUUGAGCUUUGUCAUGGGAGCUGUAGUAGCUGAUGAUGGUCCAUCUGGUGUUAAAGCCCCUGAUGGAGGCUGGGGCUGGGCUGUCCUUUUUGGCUGUUUUAUCAUCACAGGAUUCUCCUAUGCCUUUCCUAAGGCAGUUAGUGUUUUCUUCAAAGAACUUAUCCGUGAAUUUGGUAUUGGAUAUAGUGACACUGCAUGGAUUUCCUCCAUUUUGUUGGCCAUGCUUUAUGGAACAGGUCCACUCUGUAGUGUAUGUGUCAAUCGCUUUGGCUGUCGCCCUGUCAUGCUGGUGGGUGGCCUUUUUGCAUCAAUGGGAAUGGUGAUAGCCUCCUUCUGCACAAGCAUCGUUCAGAUCUACCUAACUGCAGGUGUGAUUACUGGUUUGGGUCUGGCACUCAACUUUCAGCCUUCACUCAUCAUGUUAAACCGUUACUUUGAUAAACGCCGGCCCUUAGCCAAUGGGCUGUCUGCUGCUGGGAGCCCAGUGUUUCUUUGUGCCCUUUCACCAUUGGGGCAGAUACUUCAACAUGAGUAUGGUUGGAGAGGAGGAUUCCUUAUACUGGGUGGGAUGCUGCUCAACUGUUGUGUGUGUGGAGCACUAAUGAGACCUUUGGAGCCACCCAAAAAGCCUGACGCUACCAAAGAACCUGCUGAGAAGAAAGCAAAGAAAAAACUUCUGGAUUUCAGUGUAUUUAAAGAUGGUGGCUUUGUAAUCUACACGCUAGCAGCAUCUAUCAUGGUGCUUGGACUCUUUGUUCCCCCAGUUUUUGUUGUGAGUUAUGCCAAGGAUUUAGGGUAUCAGGACACCAAAGCAGCAUUUCUUCUGACUAUUCUGGGAUUCAUUGAUAUUUUUGCUCGGCCUAUUUGUGGAAUGGUAGCUGGUCUCAAGUGGGUUAGACCACGCUGUGUCUACCUCUUCAGUUUUGCUAUGAUUUUUAAUGGCUUUACAGAUCUCAUGGGUUCUAUGUCUGUUGAUUAUAGUGGCCUGGUGGUCUUUUGCAUUUUCUUUGGCAUUUCUUAUGGAAUGGUAGGUGCUCUUCAAUUUGAAGUUCUCAUGGCUAUUGUUGGUACCCAGAAGUUUUCCAGUGCUAUUGGUUUAGUGCUCCUGGCAGAAGCUAUGGCUGUUCUAAUUGGCCCACCGUCAGCAGGAAAACUCUUGGAUGUAACACAGAGGUACAUGUUUGUUUUUAUUAUUGCUGGAAUUGAAGUUACCACCUCAGCACUUGUAUUGGCCUUGGGAAAUUUCUUCUGCAUUAAGAAAAAAUCAGAAGAACCACAUACAAAAGAAGCAGCAGCAGAAAGAGAGGAACUAAACAAAUCUGAAGACAAAACUCCUGAAGAUGCCAAGGUGGACUCUAUUGAAGUGGAACAGUUUCUAAAAGAUGAGCCUGAAAAAAAUGGCGAAGUUGUAACUAACCCAGAAACCUGUGUGUGAGUGUGGCAGAAAACUGACAAAGUCUUUAGAAGAGAGUCAAAAAUUUUCAACGCUAUUUAUUUUAGAAAUAGAACUAGUUUAUAGGGCUGGGCCAUCUGCUUUAUUAACUGGAGGACAGUCAGCUGAUGAAGUCUCUCUGAAAGCUGAUUUAUUAGACAAACUGUUAUCAGAAAAUUAGCUUUAUCGGUAAAAGGUGAAACAGUGUGGUUAUACUUUUUAUGUAAACUAAAAAGCUUUUAUAAACACAAGUAGAAUCUUGCUAUGCAUCACCAGAAACUGUUCACUUGUAAGAGAUGUAGGAAGAAUAUAUCUUUAAAAAAGUGGCACUAUAUGUAUGCUUUCAGACAAUAUGGAUGAAAUUGCUGUGUUGUGCAGCUAAAUGUAACUUCCCUUGCUGUGUUCUUUGUGAAGGAAAAAGAGUUUGAGAUGGAGAAAAAUCUCAGGAACUUAAACGGUCUCCGUUAGGUCUUUGAAUUUCUUACUUUUUUAGAUUUUCAGAUUAAUUGGCUCAGCCCUAAUAUAAUUUUGAUAUGUUACUUUGAUUUAUUCCAACGUAUUUCUAUGAGUUUUGUCUAAACACGUAACCUUUGUAAUUAUCAUCUGGAAACACUGUACACAGAAAGGCACAUUGCUGAAUACUGUCUUCAGCAGAUUACACAAGUGAUAUUCCUAGGUAAUGCUGAAAGAAAAAUAAAAUGAGCAGAUUCAAUACCAACAGACAAUAAGCAAAGUUAACCUCCAUUCACAUACAGUUUUCAGUGCAGUUUCCCUGUAACAUUUGAAAAUAUUACAAGUAAUAUCCAGAAGAUGGAAAUUAGGUUUUCUAGAAUCUUCUGAAAGAGUAUCCAUUUUGUAUAUAAAAGAAACAUUUUAAGUGUCCAGAUCACAUAUAAUGAGAUAGAUGUAUGUUUGUUAACUGAGGGAAAAGGUUGAGACUACUUUGAAACAUGUCAGCUGUCUUUGAAAUGCAAUGUUAGCAACAUAGGAAGGACUUAACAUACUGUUUUUUUUGUUUGUUUGUUUUUACAUUUUUAUUAUUUUAUUUUUACCCCACUUCCCUAUCCUUUUGCUUAACCUGUAGAAGUUCAGGGUGCCAUUCUUGUUGUUUGAGGAAACAUCGUGGAACUGUUGAUCACAUUUAUAACAGCACUGCAUAGGAGCCCAUCAAGAAUGGGGUCUGCUCUACUACUUGUUCAUUGCACAAACAGCACAGGGAGCCUGUACAGUCCUUAAAACUCUAACGUGGGAUGAAGAGGAAACAGAAAGAGAUCAGACAAGGCAGUGACAGCAGAUUUGAAAGAGAAAAGAUUAAUUGUGAAGACUUUGGAUUGAGAAGAAAGGUAAAAGGAAGGCAUUCUACAUUUUCCACUUUUUUUUCCAAGCAAAUACAUAGAAGAAAUAUAAUCUUCUCUACAAAAUCAUGCUACUUCAACCCAACUUUCAGAUAUGUUUAUAAAAAGCUCUGUAGGAUUUGUGACUGCAGUAACAAUCUUCAAAACAGGCUUACUUGUAAUGGAUUCAAUUUUUCUUGGUAGCAGGAACAAUGGCUUUGACGUUCCACAUCUCUUAUUAAUUAAAAUAUGUAAGACACUAAUCCCUAAACCUCUGUAUCCCUGCAUAACAAAGUAACAUCAUUAGUUGUCUCAUACUUUAUCAUUUUAGCAGAAACAAAGUAAAACUAAGGAAGGCCCAAAACCAUGAACCAUUCCCUAAUUUAUUUUGCAUACCAGCUUCUACUCUGGUAAUUUUUUCAAAAUGGUUUUGCAUUGUUAGGACAAAUUUGCACAGAAAUUGAAAUCUUAGGAUCAUGUUCUCCCCCCCCCCCCCCCCCCCCCCUUUGGAUUGUUCUUAAAUGGAAAUGGAUGCUGUACUAAACUAAAAGGUUUAUAUUGCAUAUAGUACAUUAAAACUUUUUUUUUUUUUUAAUUUCCUAUUUAUCAGCAGAAAUUGCAUUGGCAUGUCCAAGUUACCAGAAUUUAGUCAUAUAACUUAGCUCCAGUUUGCCAAAGAUUAAAUCAGCGCUUGGAAUACUACUCUGCUAGCCCCAGAAGGUCACCAUGUCAAAGGGCAAGAGGAAAAUGGAAACCACAGAGGCUGUUUCAGAUGAUAAAAUAAGGCCCAAUACAGCUUGCGGAUUGAAGUUUUGCAUUCCAUUUCAAAAAGUAAAAACUAGAAACCUUCCAAAUGUGAAUGCAGAUUCUGAAAUAGUCAUUUUUGUCCUAUUAUGGGUUUUGAUCACCAAAUUUCUUUGCUAUACUGUUAUCAUGGAACUAGUUGUUUCUGUGACCUUAGGGUUUGGUACAAUUUUAAAUACAUUCUGCAGGAAUUGGGACUUGACGAUCCUUGUAGUCCCUUCCAAAUCAGGAUAUUCUGUGAUUCUAAAUUGUUCUAAAUUCAGAUGUUGUGAUUCUAAAUUCAGAUUUUAACUUCUAUAAAAUUUUGGCUUAUAC